AUCCUUCACCCGUUAUUUUCGUUGGUGUUGUCAGUGAUUCCAGCUUUAGAGGAACUAAAAGGAGCGAAUCUGGUGGUGCACGUGGAUUGAGAGGCUGAUUAGCUAGCUUGCCUGUUAAGAGGAGGAGGAUCUGCAAAGAAGCUCUUGUGCGUACUGUGUUGACUGAUACCCAAACUGAGGGUUUGGUCUACAAAGAUGCCCUGAGGUUUGUCGGUCUCAUCACUAUAGACGUUGCCUGGGUAAAACUCUUUACUGUGCCUCUUCAUUUGCUCUGCUUGAGGAAGGGAAGCCAGCUGUGUUAAUGCCUAGACUGCUUGAAUGACAGAUUAAUCAGCCACUCGAUGGGGAUUACCAGUGGAGCAGCUGUUUGUGUCACCUUUCCACCUUUGUGUAGCAAGCAAAACAACUUCAGCACCUCUUCAAUAAUAAUUAUGAAACUGGUAUUAACUGAAUGGCAAUUAUGGAUUUUUAACUCUAGUUCACAGUAAGCAAAACUCAAGCCCAGCAAGCCAUAUGUUGAAAUUCCUACCAAAUAUAGCUUUUUGUUCCUCUGAAUGUUUCAACGCCUACACACGAAAUUGAUGACGGAACCUGUUCGUAACGAGGGGAAUUACAAAUAUUGCUUGCACGAGGAACGCGACGCCAUCAGAAAGAGAAGACACCGUAACUUAUCGUUAGAGAUGAUAGUGUUAUUUAUAUAGGUAGAAUAAAUAAAUAAAUAUAUAAAUAUAUAUAUUAUAUAUAUUUUUUAUGGUAAUGAAAAUGGCUCCCCAGAAUGCUGACUCGGAAUCUAUGCAAGUUCAAGAGCUACCCGUGGUUCAGCUUCAGAAACCGGAAAACGAGAAUGAGAGUAAGGAAGAGACCAUAAGCGAAGGAUCCAUAGACCGGAUACCUGUACGUCUCUGGGUGAUGCACGGGGCCGUGAUGUUUGGCAGAGAAUUCUGUUACGCCAUGGAGACAGCUUUGGUGACACCAGUAUUGUUACAAAUUGGUCUUCCUGAACAGUACUACAGCCUCACUUGGUUCCUCAGCCCAAUCCUGGGCUUGAUCUUCACUCCUCUAAUAGGUUCAGCUAGUGACCGCUGUACUCUCAGCUGGGGCCGCCGGCGGCCUUUUAUCCUCGCCCUCUGCAUUGGUGUUCUCUUUGGAGUUGCCCUUUUCCUGAACGGCUCCAUUAUAGGCCUGGCCAUCGGAGAUGUCCCAGACAAGCAGCCCAUUGGCAUCGUUCUCACUGUGCUGGGGGUGGUGGUCUUGGAUUUCUGCGCUGAUGCGACGGAGGGGCCGAUCCGGGCCUAUCUGCUGGACGUGGUGGACAGCGAGGAACAGGACAUGGCGCUCAACAUCCACGCCUUCUCAGCUGGUCUCGGAGGAGCCAUUGGCUACAUGCUGGGAGGCCUCGACUGGAUGCAGACGUUCUUCGGGGUCAUCUUCGUCUCCCAGGAGCAAGUCCUCUUCUUCUUUGCCGCCAUCAUCUUCUCCGUCUCCGUCGUCCUCCACCUUUGCAGCAUCGAGGAGGAGCAAUACAACCCCCAGCAGGACAGGAUUGACGACGAGGCCGACACCCUUUCGAGCGUCAAGCUGAGCGGCAGCCUCCCUCCCCUGAGCCGCCUGAACGUCAUCAGCGAGGAAGACCAUUACAGGAGCUCCAUGUACCGGGACGAGGUGCAGUCUGAGCAGGACCUCAACAUGGACUUCCUGGACGUGGACAUUGUCCGCAGCAAGAGCGACUCUGUCCUGCACAUGCCCGACGCCACCUUGGAGAUGGAGUCCGAGCUGCUUUUCCUCCACGAAAUCGAGCCUUCCAUCUUCCAGGACUCUUCCUUCCCCAACACCCCGCACAGCGCCAGCCAGGAGUACAUGAAGUCCAAAUUCAACCGCCUGUCUGCUUUCCUCAGGGAGAACGAGAAGGAGGAGGACAUGUUACUUGAUAAUCACUUGAACGAAGCCAAAGCCCCCAACAGCAACGGCUCCCUACCAAAAGACCUCCUGAACGGGCACGCCAGGAUCGGCAUGAAGCAGUCGAGCACCUCCAACUCCAUGCGCAGGCGCAAGCACAUGUUCUACCGGCAGCCUUCCCACACCUUCUCCUACUACGGCAAGAUCGGCUCCCACCGCUACCGCUUCCGGCGGGCCAACGCCAUCGUGCUGAUCAAGUCCUCGCGGAGCAUGAACGAUAUCUACGACAUGCAGAAGAGGCAGCGGCAGAGGUGCCGGCACAGGAACCAGAGCGGAACCACCAACUCCAGCGGCGACACCGAGAGCGAGGAAGGCGAGACCGAAACGACCGUCCGGCUCCUGUGGCUGUCCAUGCUGAAGAUGCCCCAGGAGCUCCUCCGCCUCUGCGUCUGCCACCUCUUGACCUGGUUCUCCAUCAUCGCCGAAGCCGUGUUCUACACCGACUUCAUGGGGCAGGUCAUUUUCAACGGCGACCCCAAGGCCCCUUCGAAUUCCACCGAACUGCAUGCCUACAAUGCCGGCGUUCAGAUGGGCUGUUGGGGUUUGGUCAUCUAUGCCGCUACUGCAGCUGUGUGUUCAGCCUUGCUACAGAAAUACUUGGACAACUACGACCUCAGCAUCCGAGUGAUCUACAUCCUGGGCACUCUGGGCUUCUCCAUUGGCACGGCAGUGAUGGCCAUGUUCCCCAAUGUGUACGUCGCCAUGAUCAUGAUCAGCUCCAUGGGCAUCGUUUCCAUGAGUAUAUCCUACUGCCCCUACGCCCUUCUAGGGCAGUAUCACGACAUCAAGCAGUAUAUCCACCAUAGCCCUGGGAACUCAAAGCGAGGUUUUGGCAUAGACUGCGCCAUCUUGUCCUGCCAAGUCUACAUCUCCCAGAUCCUAGUGGCCUCUGCGCUGGGAGGAGUGGUGGAUGCCGUGGGCACCGUGCGGGUCAUACCCAUGGUGGCGUCGGUAGGGUCUUUCCUGGGCUUCCUGACGGCCACGUUCCUGGUGAUUUACCCCGACGUCGGCGAGAGCCCGAAGGAAGAGCAGAAAGGCCUGGCGCCUCCCGAGGCGGCCGAGAGCGGCGGCGACGCGGAUGGGGAGAAGCCGACCGUGAUCAAGCUCUCUCGGAAAGAAGCCUCCGCGACAGAAGUGGAAAACGAGUCGGUCGUUUGAUCGAACCGCCGCCAUUUGCACACAUUCCAAGCUGUUCCAGGUGCACGAAUCGGGACGUUUUUGCAAAGCAGAAUCUGAACUUUUCCAAGGACAUCCUUGCUGCAGCAUCGGAUUGAAAUGGUUCUUUCAUGCAAAAAUGUAGAUGAAAUUCCAUAGUCUUAGGGUAGCCUUGAAUAGGUAGCUUUGAUGCUGAUUGCUUUCUCUACAAUCCAGAAAAAUCUCCUUUCUUAGAGGUAUUUUUAAUGGCAAGAAAACGCGUUUCCAAGGUGACUUUUAUCGAUGGGCAGGAAAACGUUCUUGCGUGGUUUGCUUUGUAAGACCUCGUGGCGGUUUUUCAAAAUUCUCAAAUUACCCAUUUGGACUGUUUAUUUCCCUUCCACCAACACCACCAUUUUUAAAAACUGUAAUUAAAAACGAAAGCAAUUCUGGCUGUGGCUUUUGCAGAAAAGUUUUCUGUUUUUUUGUUCCGACUCCUUCAGACCUUGCAAGUUCAGUAGGAUGGUGUAUUUUAAAACUGAUGCCAUUUUUAUUAGGCUGACAGCUGCGGUUCUCUGCUUUAUGUUCCUCCCCCCCUUGAACCAUAGUCUGGAUUUCAUUAUUUUUCCGUGCAAUUACUACUAAAUAUUCCCCACCCCCGACUUCCCUUGGACGUAUUGCAUCAGUUACUGCAAGAAUUGCUGUCGCUUUAUUUUUUUAUUAUUAUUUUGUUUUGAUUCAAGCUGUUUGGAGCACCCGUCCCCGCCGACUGUUGCUUGCCAAGGAUUCCUCGAGUGUGAUCUCUUCACCGCAGAGAUGGCGAUGUUUCGGUGGUCGGGAGGGACUUUCGGCUGGCCUCGGGACGGUGGGAGGCGACAUGUGUAGCUCUAAGGAGCACCAGUGGAACAUUCUGCGACCUGUUUUGAUCGGCGAGCCGGUCAGAAUUUGACUUAUUUUUCUUUUCAUCUUCUGGUGGCGCUUGAAAGCCAAUCAUCUCCUUUGUGAUGAAGCUGCUAAUGGGGACGCGGAUUCCCCGCUGUCAGUUUCUGCAGGCGGGCUGUGAGCUUCCCCUUUGUUUAGAAAGGGGGUCGUCGAUUGCACUUUUUUCUGAACUUCUGGGCUGGAAAUUGCGAUAGCGGAGAGUUUUCGAAAGGUAGUCUCGCUCCCGCAAGCGUAAACCAAAGGCCUACCUCUUGAUAACUGCAGCCUGGAGAGAAAGAGAGAGAGAGUGCAUGUGUGUUGCGUGUGUUGUUAUUGUUGUUUUUGUUUUUAAAAAGGAAAAUGUAUCUUGAAACAGCUUUGGGCCUUAAAGAAAACAAAAUUCACCAUUUUUUUUUUUUUAGAAAAUGCUGUAACUUUAUUCCUAGGUAUGCCGGAGUCUUACUAAGCUGUUUUCCCACGUCCUUUCAACCCAGACUCCCUCCCCUCCCAACUCCCAAAUUCCGGGUCCAGGACAAUAGCAGUAACACACAUAGCAGGUUGUCGGGUAAGCCAGGCUCUCAUACCAAGCCAAGUGUCAUUGCUGGGGAUCGACAGCCUGUUAGAGGAUGUCCUUAAGAACAGCCAGCCUAGAAGGUCCUUCUCUUUAGAAAUGGGGGGGGGGCUUCUCCUUGCACGUUCCCCUUGCGCCUUGCAAGCAAUGGGGGCCAAAAGAGGCCGCAGCUGGUUUGCAGGCUGAAACCGCAGUGAACCCAGGCUGCUCUUGUGAGAGAUUUCUGCUGCCUCAAACUCACCUAUUUAAAAUGCAUGCCUUGAACCAUGCUGCAAGUAUAGCAAUUCGAAAGCAAAAAUCCUAUCUUAUCUAUAUAUUUCAGAAUGAAAAGCAGUUUUUAAUAAAUUACUUGAAUUGUCAAUUGUAUGUAUGUUUGACAUAGCUGAAAUGGAAAUCGCCUGGCUGGCAUCUCUUGGGUAGUUUGAUGGCAUCUCCUGUUUGUUUUCUUAGCUCUCCAUCAAUUUACAUAUUUUUACCUCCGUAGGUGGGCGGGGGGGGGGGCGUGGACAGGGUUUGCAUAGGCUUUUUAGAGGCCACGAGGAUUUCAUGAAUGCUCAUUUUAUAUACAGGGUUUCACAAACUGUUUUUUAAAUGUCUGAGGUCCCCCUCAGGUCCCCCACCCCUCCAAAAAAAAAGACAACUAUUUGGUGCAUUUUGUUUGAAACUUCUUUUCAGACCAUAGUAUAAGACUACUUAAGCAAUCCAGUUAUUGGGGGGGGCAGGGGGAGAAAAAGGAAAACCUUUCAGGAGCUUGUAGCCAAGAGAGCCCUCGCUCUCCACCUAAACGGAAAGUCUUCUUUCACUACACAUACGACUUUUUUAUUUUUUGAAAAACUACUCCACGACAUUAAUUUGAGAUAGGUGUUCUCUGCAUAAAUUGCACCUUGUUCUACGAGGACCCCACUUCAUCGCUCUCGAAAGCGUGUAAAAAUAGGAAGCUGCCACUUGCGGCAAAAAUCCUGCCUUACGCUUUGAAGAGAAGGCGAAAAGGGAAGACUCUCAAACGCCUCAGUUGGAUCUCUCCCCUUGAUGCAGUUUGAAGGUCACCCAUUCGGCCCUGACAUUUAUUUUCCUUGAAAGCUCUCUCUCUCCCCCCCCCCUUUGACUCUGCCUUGAUCUGCUCGAACUAUUGAGGAUGAGGAAGGCAAGUGUUUAUUUUCCAAAAAGGAAAAAGCUUUCUUUUCAGAGGACUCAAAAGCUUAUUUUUAGAAGAGCACAUCGAAAUUUGGAGGCAGUUCCUUGGUUCCUACGAACACUCGCUUUCUGACCAGCUCUGCAGUUGUGGGGUCACAAUUUUCGCGUCACUGUUGGCUCUGCCGGAAUCUGAAACUUGAUCAUGCAUUGUAGUGCCAGGAGAAAAUGGGCAGGUCUUGGUGAACUUUCUGAUCUUUUGGACCCUUGUGAAGAGAACAUGGGCAAACGAGAGAUUUAGCCUUGUAGCAGGGCUUAAACCCUCCUCAACAUUUAUGCCAUAGAAUUCUGAAUAGCAUUUCCCUUCCUGCGCUCUAGAAUUUACUCUUUAGGGCUUCUGAACUGCAGCCUCCAAGACGUGCUGCUGUCUGUCGAGAGAUGCAAAGAACUCGGAGCAAAUGAGCCUCGAUGAGCCCAGAGCCAAGGCGGAAAGAGCAAGCCCCAAAUUCUGUCUGGGAGCCAGUCGUGUUUUCCUCUUUGUAGAUGCAUUUAGUGUCUUGGUGCCGACUCAUUAAAUCCCAGCACGGGAUCAUCAUCGUUCCUAUUUGCCUUCUUCAGAUGCUGAAGUUCAAAUUCAAUUGAGCAGAACUGAAUUGGGAAACGUCUUGAUUUUGGAAAGGUAGAGGGAGCUAUCGGUAUGCUUUCUUUGCCGGCUGUGAAAGCUGUUUAGACAUGCCAUAGGAAGGCAUGAGGCAGAUCUAAGGCCAACACACCCUGGAAUUGUAGGUCUGGUUUUGGCUUGGGGGUCUCUGAAUCCCCCACAUCCCAACAACCCCACCAUUUCCAGGGUUCUUUAGGAGAAGCGUCAGCCGCUGAGUUUUUUACAUCAUGAGCACACACAUCUCAUUCUUUCAUCUGUCUCUUACAAAGCAUACUGUUAGAAUGGGACAUUUCCUUUUCCUCGCUGAUUUUGAGACGUUGCACCUUCAACCAAAUCUUUGUGGAGCGUCUGGCUCACAGACACGUUUAACACCCUGAAAAUCUUCUGUAGUUGCCAUCAGAUAUCUGGUCACAUGGGCAGCAUUUAUUGGACUUUGUAGGGCUUGAUAGGGUUAUAUGUAAUCUUUUUUUUAAAAAAAGAAAUCACACGAAUUGAUUUCCUGUGGCAAUAUCCAGCUGGACUUCAAGCUUGUAUAUUUAUGACGGCUUGUGGAGAGAAAAGCAAUAACCUCUUCCUCCUGAUUUGCACGUGGGGAUUUGAACCCAAAUACUCUUUUUGAUACUCUGGUCUUCCCCCUGCCUAUUCCGUCAGCCAGGCUUUCUUCAAGAUUCCCAACCGCACCAUGUGGGCAACUGAUCCUCCUCUUUCUGUCUUAGGAGACGAGGCUGUUGGGAGAUUGGAAGACCCGUGUGAUUUUUCAGUGUGCUUUUUACUUUCGGCCAUUCCAUGAAAGUGGAGGAUAAGAAAGCUCUCUUUAAAGGACCGGUGAAUGAGGCUUGCCCCAUCACCAUCUUGUCUCUGCCGGGAAUGUCUGUUUCCUUUUCUUCCUCCUUGUCGGUUCCUAUGGAUGAAACCUCCGGCGAAGGGUCCCUAGGCUGGAUUUUCCAGAAGGCAAAUCUUAGCCAGGAUACGGGAGGAUAGCAUCAACUGCCCUGAGUUCCAAUUUUGAAUUCAUUCUGCUGAAACCCGUUUGAGAAGGCUGCGGCAGAAGAGCUGCAAUUGCUGGUCUGCAAUCCAGAAUCAGACCAUAUCAUGAGAGUGGCAAAUAACCUCAUCUGACUGCAUGGAGUCAUAAUCUUGAAAGGCAAGUUAGUGCCACUCGUUCUGAUUUCUGCGGUCUUUAAAGGCAGCUUUCGAUACCCAUUUUAAGUCACACUCUUGUGCUGCAGAGGGAGGGGGCAGUGAAGCUGUUAUGCUGCAAAGCCAAAGCUUGACCCAUCCCUCCACCCCAAAACAGAGCAUGAUAACUAAAACCCAGCAGAGUAUUUCUUCUUUGCAGCUCAAUUUUGGGAGCUCACCUGCGCGCCUGGCAUUCUUCUGGUUCUACCUUUUCGCCAUUCAGUCGCUGGAAUGCUUUUUUCUUUAUUUUAAAAAUGAAAAGGGGUUGGGCCUGGUUAAGGAUUAAUUAAAACGGAACGGGUUGGGCCUCGUUCUGCUGCUGUUGUCACUGUACAUUGAAACAUGGUGUUCCCUGCCCUUUCCUUCUGUCUGCUAGCAGGAUGCAAUCAGCUCUGACUUAGAUCCAUUCGUUGCUUCUUACACAACCCGAAAUCUUGCAUGACUCCCCGCGUAAGCACAUGUAGCAACUUUUGAGUACCUGAAGUGUCUUUUUGUGGGGGGGGGUGAUUUGGUUUUUAUUCAUUUGCAGAUAUCCCUUGUGUGUGCCCCCCCCCCCCCCCGGUUAAUAGGCCAAAUAAAUGUAACAAGACACAAAAAAUAUUGCACAGAAAUGGGGAAAAGUGACUUGGGAAGAAAGAAAGAAAAGGAUACCAAAUUUCACCUGUGUGUGUCUUCUCCUAACUACGGAUUCUUAAACGUGCAGGUUUUGUCAUUUAAACAGCCAAGCUACAAGGUUUUUAAGACUGCAUUGAGGGAGGAAUGCCAUUUGCAAAACGGAACAAAAAGAAGCAGAUAUUAUCUACCCAGAGUUCUGUGGUUCAUGUUGCUCCCAUAAUAAAAAGUUUUACUGAGGAUGUGUCUUCUGCUGAAACACUUGUUUAUGCCCCCAUUUUAUUUUAUUUUAUUGAGGAAGGGUCUCGGAGACACCCACAUGAAUUCCAGGAGCAUAGAGUUCUUACAUGUACAACUUCCUUGUGGCAGUUAAAUUCAGAGGGGGAGAUGGUUUGGCUUUAAUUCAAGAGUCAGGUGACACUUGGACCUUAGAUGGGAUGAAUUCUUCCUUUCAGCAACUUCUGACAAGUAGACUAGCCCUAAGGUGCUGGUUUUGUUUUUUCAAGUUGCCGGAAUAAUUCCUGGGUGCGGAAAACAUGCUGUGCAAAUUCUCUGCGCGUGUUCAAGGUGGUCUUUGCUAGAAGCUGAGAAGAGGCUUCUGCACAGUUUGUAGACCAGACCACCUUUGAUCAAGGGCGUUUUUAUGAUCCGUUUCCAGAUCUGCUCUACGAGAGCAAAGGCUAAAUCCACUGCCCGAGGGCUCCGGUAUCUUUUGGGGGAAAACAAACAGUUGCCUAAGAGGGAGAAUUCCAACCACUGCAAAUUCUCUCACUAUACACAGCUGUGGAACAAGCAAAAGCAGCUGGAAUUCCUUCUAAACACAUCUCUCUUAAGAUUCAGUAAAUUUCUCUCCAUGUGCACCUAAAAGCUCUGAUGCAAUAAUUUGAGGAAUCAUCCUGGAGUUACAAAAUGAUACCUGGUAGGUCUUGCAGGCAUCCUCGUCUGAUGUGUAAGAGAACAGGGCAUGCAUACCAUGUUGCUUUCUGAUAAAGGGGCAUUGUAGAGGUUAUGCAUUUUUCAGAUAGUUGCCAGUAAAUUAACUUCCUAUGAAAAGCGCCCAGGUAAAUAAAACUCGGGGGGGGGGGGAUGACAAUGUAAACUCCUUUUCUUCUUCUGGUCACAAAAUAGCUAACUUCAUUGAUCAAGUGUCAAGUGUCCAAUUUCAUAAAAUUAGAACCCAGAAAAUAUCAGCUCUGUCCGGCUUGGCCAUCACCCGAGUUAGCAUUGACUUUUAGUUCUGUUUUGUUUUUAAAUUCGAUAGAAGCAUGACCUCCUCCUGGGUAAUACAAUUUGAUCAUCUGAUCUUUCCUACGCUGUGUACUUCGUUGUUGUUGUUGAAUUUCUGCUGCAACAUGGACCUGAAACCUUCUUGGUAGCCAAAUGGCCAGCUUGAAUAUUAAAAUAAAAUAAAAUAAAUGCCUCCCCUAGUGAAAAGCUGCGUAUAGGCAUCUCUUAAUGAAAAAAAAUAUAUAAGUAAAUAUAUAUAUUUAGUUCCAUUGUGAACUGGCCAUAUGACAACUUCUUGUUUAUCAACUUAUUAAGUUGGGGCAGUAUACUAGCUCUUGCUGAGUUUAGCAAUGUUUAUAAGUGUGUGUUAAACACAUAAAUGUUUCGAGUUUAACGAGGAAAAAGGGAUAAAUAAGAAAUGUGACCGAUGAAUGUGUCUGAGUGGAUUAGAUGGCAGAAUGUUCUGGGAUUUGAUUUUGACACAGAGCUUUCUUUUUCUGGUUUUCAAGGUAAAGACUUGUUGCAUGAGAAACAGUUUAACUGUUCUGCACUUUUGGUCUCUUUGUAAUUUCCCCCCACACCCACCCAUUUAUGGAUAGAAAUGGCUGAAUGUAGAGUUUAAAAGAGAAAAAACAAACAAACCACUAUUUCACAUUUACAUGUGUUCAAUCCAUUGUUCUACAGUUCAAUCUUAAUAAACAUUUCAAUAUGA
Molecule: messenger RNA, 10104 nt
Organism: Podarcis muralis (Common wall lizard)
Lineage: Eukaryota; Metazoa; Chordata; Lepidosauria; Squamata; Lacertidae
Source: RefSeq, a predicted model, not a curated record